GGGUGUGGGAUGGAUGGGCUGGGGUUUCAGGGAUAGGGCUAGGGCAGCAGAAGGAUUAGUGCAAGUGGAGGAAGGGUUCGUGCGAACAGGGGGCUCUACAGGUGAGUGCUCACCAUGCCAGCUCACCCGAUCUUCAGAUCUCGGGCCAACGCAACGCUCAACGCAUAUACACCCCAAAUCCGCCACCUUCUCUCGACGGGAGCGUUCAUUUGCGCAAUAGCGGUCAUAGCUUACAUGUCCGUAAUAGCGCUCCAAUACAUGGCUUCUAUGCGUGGCUUCUAUCGCGCCCAUGGCGGAGACGGCUUGCGACCUGCAGCCGCUUCUGGGUGACCGCAUCCCGUGUCUGCUGCCGCCGAUCGACGCAACCGAUGUGGGCCAGGUCAGCAAGCUGCGUUUCCACGUCAUGUUCGAGCACCAGGCCGCUCGCUACCCCGACGCGCUUGCAAUGAGCUGUGCGGAGCGAGAGGAGUCGAUGACUUACAGAGAUCUCAAUGAACGCGCGAAUCAGGCAUUUUUUGUCCUACAUGCGUGUCCCCCCAUGUCUCAAUCCUUUGCAGCGCUGCGUCAGCUAUCUAUGUCAUCACACACACCGCGCAACUGGCGACACCUCACUGCAAGCUAACCACCCAUCUCCCAGUCUCUCCAUUCGGAGCUGCCAGAACCACUCAAAGAUGUGUUAAUUCUGUUUGCGCACUCGAACGCGCGGCCUCAUAUCGCAGGGCGCCUCUAGCUAGUAUCUAUCGGCACCCCAAAUUGCGACCAUAGUACAUUUUGGGGACGCCGGCCUC
This is a messenger RNA of Mycena citricolor, 788 nucleotides long. Lineage: Eukaryota; Fungi; Basidiomycota; Agaricomycetes; Agaricales; Mycenaceae. The record is from the annotation of a GenBank genome assembly.